Lachancea meyersii CBS 8951 is the source of this 468-nucleotide messenger RNA. Lineage: Eukaryota; Fungi; Ascomycota; Saccharomycetes; Saccharomycetales; Saccharomycetaceae. The record is from the annotation of a GenBank genome assembly.
AUGGAACGCAGUGAGUCUGCAUUCUUUUCCCAGUUUUCAAACAAUCAAAUUCAAAAGGUUAGAGAUGCGUUUCAAUUCAUAGACGAAGGUGGUGACGGGAAGAUCUCCAAGUCCGAUUUGAUUAAAACGUAUGCGAAUCUGGGGAAAAACAACAUGGAAUCACAAGUUGAUGAGAUGUUGGCAGCUGAAAACGCAGAGGAAUUGACUUUUCCUGAAUUCUUGACCAUAAUUGGUGGUAGGCUAAGUGAAUUACUCGAUGAGCAAGAAUUGUCAGACGCGCUGCGUGCAUUUGAACAUGAGCCCAGCCACGAGUUAAACGUUGAUGUGAGUGAGAUGAAAGAAUAUCUGAAAGACGCAGGAUUUGAUAAUGCAGAACUCCUCGAAGCAAUUCUGAAGCAGUACUCCGUGACACAGUUAUCGGGGGAACGCAUCUUCAAAGGCAGAAAGUUUUUGAAUACUGUGGAGUGA